CCAGCAAUUAUCAACUUCAAAAUCCGUCUUCCAACCAACCACAAAAUAUACCAAAUUAUGGAUUUCCACCAAUUUUUUUCAUGCCUUCAGUUAUUCCAAAUUAUCCUCCAUUUUGUAGUCCAAUGAUGCCAAAUCCUUCUCAAACAAAUCAUUUUUCUUUUACUCCAACGAGUAAUGACAACGUUGGAGUAACUGAAUUUCCCGAAUUCUCUACUCAAAUGGCUCUUGGUGAUAUGAGCGGUGUUCAAGAAGUCACUCCAAAUGCAGAGGAUUCAACUCCUUCUCGCCGAAAAUGCUCUAAAUGGACCACUGAGCAAAAUCUGGUUUUGGUAGGAGGAAAUACUUGCUCUGGAAGCAGUGGAUCUAAAAGAUCUCGUGAGAAUGAUACAAGUGACUCAAGCUCUGUAGGAUCUAUUGGUCGUCCAAUGAGGAGAGAUGCAACUAAAAAAGGGUAAAAAAAAGGCAAAAGCGCAGCUUUGGAAGUGAUCACUGAAGAGUGGAAUGAAUUUAAACAAUUGAAGGAGCCAGAGUUGG
This is a messenger RNA of Capsella rubella, 534 nucleotides long. RefSeq lists its product as uncharacterized. The transcript has 2 exons. The coding region runs from base 81 to 455 and encodes 124 amino acids. Lineage: Eukaryota; Viridiplantae; Streptophyta; Magnoliopsida; Brassicales; Brassicaceae. The record is from RefSeq and is a predicted model, not a curated record.